CAAUAAUAGCCAAAUUUAAAGGAAUACCACUUAUAGCCACUUCCGUCCAAUACUUUAACGGUGUUAUCUAAUAAGCUGACUGGACAAAAAAUGAAAUGUUGACGUGGAGAUAUUAUGUCAACAAAUUUGCCACAACCGCCUCUUUGACGUGUAGAUAAAUGAAAAAUAAAAAAUGAAAAAUAAAAGCAAAAAGUUAAUCAACAAUAAAUUAAAUGAAAUACAAACCCUUUGGAACUCUUUCUUCCAUUCCCACGAGCCACGACCGCCUCUUUCCUCGGUUCUCGCCGCUCAACCCCUUCCUUAUGUAAAACCCGCAAAGACAUCUCAAUCAAACCUCCGUUUCACUGCGGCGACACCACAAGCUGAAGCAGUCGGCGAGAAUUUCGAGUUGAGAUCAUAGUUGCUGGGAAGCACCUCUGCUGCUCUUCUUCCGGAAGGAGGACCACCCAAACGACAAACCUAAAAUGGGGUUUUCAAGAGCUAUCCCUCACAAUCGCCGAAUCCUGCACCAUUGCCAAGCCCUUUCGAACUAAGCGGCGACAGAUUGGGGAGUGAUCUCGUUUCACAGUCUGAUGUGCUGGAAGAGGAAGAAGUGUCUUGGAGAGAGAUGCCGAUAGAUGCAAUCAGGAGACGAAGUGGUGGAUUGGACGAUGGCGACCGCUACUGCCAGAUGCAGAAUCGUCUUGGCGGCUGGCGAAUUUCCCUAGUUGUCUCGACCUUGGUUCUUGGAUUUUCAGAUUUGAGAGGCAAAAUGAGAAGUGUGGCGGCCAGAAGCAUAGGCGGGGGAAGCGAUUUCGUGAUUUAUAGGCGGCUCUUCGUCCAGAACACCACCCUCUCCCCCUCCGUCGUAGCCUCUUAUCAUAUCGCUUCCACCAUACCUAGAUCGGCUUUAACAUUAUCUCAAUACUCAGAUCUGACCCGCCGACGCCUAUUCACGACAACCUACACUCCCCUCCGGCAACGUUCUAGAUUCGAAAUCCUUCAACUUCUGAACCCUCUUUAACUGCAGCAGCCAAUCUCUGUUUGGAUUCGAUUGUGAUUUGUGAGGGGGGUUUAGAAGAAAGAUCAAAGUUUCUUUUAUUUUUGGGAAGCGUAGAAAACCCCACAGUAGAAUGGGGAAGGCGGAGGUUGUCGAUGCAGUUGGGAUGAAGCAGAUGUCGGGAACUAUCGCCGGCAACGGUUCAGAACGAGGAGGCAACGAAAGGAACGAUAGUGUAAAAGGGUGUGACUCGUGCGGAGCAAACGUGGAAUAAAAGAGGGUCAAUUUUUUUUAAUUAUGAUGUAUAAAUAAAUAAUUGAAUAUCUGACGUGUCCGCUGAAUUGGCGCUGACGUGUCCGCUGAAUUGGCACCUAGUCAGCGAAUAGUUAAAUAAGUUGACUGUGUUAAUAACACCGUUAAAGUAUC
Linum trigynum is the source of this 1405-nucleotide messenger RNA. NCBI's taxonomy places the organism in Eukaryota, Viridiplantae, Streptophyta, Magnoliopsida, Malpighiales, Linaceae. The record is from the annotation of a GenBank genome assembly.